GUCUCUCCUACUACUAGAUCUUUCAAGUCGUUCUUUCGUUCGGGAAUUGAGCUUUAGGAAACACGUGUAGAGGACCAUACGCACACUGUGCUAUAAGAAACAAUUGUUUUAAGUAAUUUUUUUGGAAGGUGUAAGUGUGUUCCACUUCAAGUGAAAUUUGAGAAUAUGAACUUUUCAUCAAAUGAAGCUAUAGAUGCAGUGGAGUUUUGGGACAAAACAGUAGAAUUGAUUGGAUAUAUAUCAAACAUUAUACCCAGAAGAAUUGCUGGCAAAAGCGAAUGUUUCAAAUUUUAUUUAAAUAACAAUAAUGGAAAAAAAAUCCAAUGCGUUGUUUGGGGGAAGGAUGACAUUGAUAUUUUGGAAAGAAAAAUUAUAAAAAAUUCGAUUCUUCACAUUGAUGGAGGUUGUGCUAGAGUUCCAUCAAAACCAGAGUACAACUAUGGAAAUGUAAGAUAUGAAUUACAAUUAUCUGCAAAAACAAUGAUCAGUCAAAUAGGGAUGCAUACAAUUGAAGAUGAUGCAUCGUUCGACCUUAGUGUGAUAUCACUUGCUGAUGUCAUUCAUCACGAAGGAGAAAGAAUAAAAGUUUUUGGAUAUCUAAAGAGUAAAUUCAUAGAAGAAAAAAUAGGCACUCUUAGAAACAUUGGAACCUACGGCUGUGGAUCCAUAACAGACGGUAAAUACAAAAUGGAAGUGCGUAUUGCCAACUUUAAAAACAAGUUAAAUUGUAAUAAAGGAGAUCCGUUACAUUUAAUUGGACAAAUUAACACACAAGGGGCAAGAAUUUUUCUUCAACUUCAAACGGAAGAAGAUAUUGAAAUGUUAGAGGAACGAGGAUUAUCCCUAACACAAGUUAUCGACGGAUUUAGAGAGAUGAAGAGAGUAAACUCAUGUCAAAUCACAAAAGAAAAUUCGGAAAUUAGUGAAAAUGGAAAAAAUGAAGAAAAUUUAUAAUUUUUAUUUAUUUUGAAAUUGAAGUAACUUUCUUUUUAUUUAAAAUUGAUGAUUUCCAGAAAAGAAAGUAAUUGUUUUUUUAUCAUUUGAUUAUUUUCAUUUUUGAAUUAUAAUAAUCCCUAACAGCAACGGAUAUUCCAUGAUAUCCUACGGACGUCCUAUUCAUAUCCGGAAAUUAGGAUAUCAUAUGGGCCUAUCAGGAUAUCCUGAGAAUAUCUUAGGGAAAUCCUCCUUUCCAGAUAUCCCAAGGAUAUCCGUAUGAUAUCCUAAAUAUCCGAUUGCUCUCAGGGCUUAUUAUUAUAAACAUUUUCACUUAAUAAUAAAAGUAUUAUUAAAAGAUUUAAUUUUGAUUAAUGUAAUUGAGGAUACAUAUCAUAAAAUGGCACAUAUUACAACUUCCGACUCAAAUUCUAAAUUGUAAUGUUAAUGUAUUAAAUUACAUAAUUUAAAUAUAAAACAAGAAAAUGCAAAAAUUGAGCUUAAAAUAAGAACACGUGCCAUUUUAAGUUCCUCACUCUUAACAUGAAGACUUAAAAUAUGUGAUAUUUUUAUUUAAAAGAAAUAUAUUCAUUCAAUAUAUUAUACUACAUAAAGAAUGUUAAGUUUAUUAAAAUAUUAUUUUUCUUAUGUUAUAUUUUUUUCUAUAGUUUCAUUAUAUUUAAAGACUCAUUCAACUUUAAUAUAUAAUGUAAUAUCUCAUAUUAUGUGUCAAUGUAAAAAGUUAAAAAAAAAAAAUAUAUAUAUAUAUAUAUAGAUUUCAAAAAUAUAUAA
This is a messenger RNA of Leptopilina boulardi, 1725 nucleotides long. RefSeq lists its product as uncharacterized. Bases 166 to 954 code for a protein of 262 amino acids. The record is from RefSeq and is a predicted model, not a curated record. The transcript has 6 exons. NCBI's taxonomy places the organism in Eukaryota, Metazoa, Arthropoda, Insecta, Hymenoptera, Figitidae.